Lodderomyces beijingensis is the source of this 2178-nucleotide messenger RNA. The record is from the annotation of a GenBank genome assembly. NCBI's taxonomy places the organism in Eukaryota, Fungi, Ascomycota, Pichiomycetes, Serinales, Debaryomycetaceae.
AUGGAAAGCAUAUGCCCGAUUUGCUCAAGACUGAUACGGGCUUCGAGACUAGUGCGCCAUGUCAAUAGCUGCUUGGAUAACCAGUCACCUGAUGAUGAAGAUGGAGACACUUCAACCACAUCGAUCGAGUUGAUUGACACAAAAUCAAGAAAACGCGACAUGUUCAGUGCCCUUGGGUUGAGAGCUGGUCUGGCUCAGACACCAGUGUCGAACAAGAAGAAGCGGACCCGAUACGAACCUUCAAGGCAGCAGCUGCAGCAGCUGCUGCCGAGAGCUGUUGCUGGUACUGAUGUGAAGGAAGAAGAAGCAGAAAAAAAGAAUCCAGCAGAAGCUGUCACCACGCUAAGGGAAGAAAUCAUCGCUGUCGCGGGAGAGGAAUUUGAGAAGAGGAAGGAGAGGCAGCAGCAGUCAACGGCGGCAGCAGCGACUAGCCCCGAUUCCAAGGAGACACCAGAACAAAUUAGACUGCAGCUGGAAGCACGAGAUAAACAAAAACACCUAGCUGAGCUACGUCGAAGAGCAAAUAUCCCGUUGGCUCACCGUCUACGGCCGAAAACCCUUGAUGAAUUCAUCGGGCAGGAGAAGCUCAUCGGCGAGAAUGCACCCUUGCGAAACAUGAUCAAGGCAGAUGCAGUUCCUUCUUUCUUACUUUGGGGUCCACCCGGUUGCGGUAAAACCACCAUGGCGCGGAUAAUUGCCAAGUCGACCAAUUACAAGUACGCGGAGCUUUCCGGGGCAGAUAGUAACGCCACUAGCUUGAAAGAGGCGUUCACGCAGGCCGAGAACUUGAAGCGGUUGACGGGGCAGCGUACGCUAUUGUUCCUUGACGAGAUUCAUAGGUAUAACAAGGCAGUGCAAGAUUUGCUCUUGCCCGUGAUUGAAAAGGGUACAUGUACGGUGAUUGGCGCCACCACCGAAAACCCUUCUUUUACUUUGAACAACGCGCUUUUGUCUCGAGCGCACACGUUUGUGAUGGAACCCUUGAGCACGGCGUCGAUUGUUCGGAUAUUGACCCGGGCCUUGUUUGACGUCAACCAGUUGCGUAAGCAUCUAUUCAACUUGCACUACAUGACUCUAGAGGACCAAGCGUUUCAGCACAUUGCUGAACUUUGCAUGGGAGACUCGCGAGUGGCAUUGAAUGUGCUAGAGACGGUCAACGCCUACUUGUCGACAGAACUGUUUGCUCCUAAACUCGACAAGAAUGAAGGCAAGCAAGGAGUUGUUAAAGUCACAGAACUGGGCCUUAAGCAAAUAUUGCAGUCGAGAGACUUUCAUCUGAUAUACGAUAAGAAAGGCGAUGGGCAUUAUGACGCCAUUAGUGCGUUCCAAAAGACAAUAAGAGGCUCAGACCCGGACGCGGCUAUUUUCUAUCUCGUGAAGAUGCUCUCCGGUGGCGAGGAUCCUUUGUUCAUCAUGAGAAGAUUGAUUGUGAUUGCUAGUGAGGACAUUGGCUUGCGGGAUAGUUCAUGCUUGCCCUUUGCCUUGGCUGCAAAGGAAGCGUUGGAGUUUUUGGGAAUGCCCGAAGGUGAAAUAGUAUUGGCUCACUGCACCAAUAAGCUAGCACUUGCUCCGAAAUCGACAAAGUCGUACCGCUCGCUACGCGCGGCUCAGGGCCUAUUGAAAGAAAAGCCGGACAUUACUCGUCUCCCAGUACCGAUUCACUUACGAAACGCCCCCACGGCUCUCAUGAAAGAAAUGGGUUUUGGAGAAAAAUACAAGUACAACCCAAAUUACGAAAAUGGGCUAAUCAAGCAGAAUUACUUUCCUGACGGCAUGCAACCGGUCAAGCUAUUAGAAGCCACGCAUUUGGGGAAGAUGAGGGACGAAGAAGUAUCGGAUGAAAAGUAUCAGCAGGCAAGCGCGGCUGUUCAAGAUUACGAAUCUUACAAGUUGCGAGUGAAAUCUCACCAGAGAGAAGCAAAAGCCAGAAACUCCAAAAUCGCCAGCGCGCAAGAUGAUUUGGAUUUGCCGUCCGAGCCAGAGUUGCAUCAAGAGUCGUUUGGCGUGACUACUUCUUCUCGCGACGGAGAAGUGUUUUCGGACGAUCCUGAUAGCACCAAUAACUUUGGCAAAACAUAUGAUGAGUUUUUAGAUAGAGACUCCCAACCAGAUUAUUUCGAUGAGGUAGACGACGAGGAAGUUAGGGAAGUUGAAGUCGGAGAAAUUGAGGACUUCUAA